UGCAGCGCAUUUUCUUCACGUUAUUAGUGAUUUUGAACCAAAAUGGCAUCAGUUUACACCGAUGUCAACGGCAAGAGGCGGUUAUAUAAGCUGAGCUCAACAGCGCGCCAGGUUCAACCUUUUGCUAACGAGCAGUAGCGAGUGGACAGUGACGAAGUCUUUUAAGGAAUACUUAAAAUUUUAGGUGAAAAGCAGUGCAAAAAAUAAAGCAAACCGUAAUGUUUUCCCCGCCAUUGUAUAAGCAGAGGCACGACUUUGUAAUCCAAUUUGUUAAAGACCACAAGCCUAAAAAGGUGGUUGAUCUGGGUUGCGGAGACCUCAAGCUGCUCAGAAAGCUGAGGUUCCACCGUGAGAUCCAGCUGCUUGCUGGAGUGGACACCAACAGCUCUGUUAUCACCAAAAAAAAGCAUUCUUUGUCUCCACUACCCACUGAAUACUUGCAGCCACCUGUCCAUCCUCUGACCGUUGAGCUUUAUCACGGCUCUGUUACAAAGAGGGAACCCCGCAUCAAAGGAUAUGAUCUGGCCACAUGCAUCGAGCUUGUUGAGCACCUGCACCCUGCUGAAGUGGAGAAGUUUGCCGAGGUUCUGUUUGGUUAUAUGGCCCCGUCCGCUGCCGUCAUCAGCACCCCAAAUGCAGACUACAACCCCUUACUACCAGGAUGCUCUGGUUUCAGACAUCUUGAUCACAAGUUUGAAUGGACCCAAGCAGAGUUUUGCAGCUGGGCUUUGGAGAUAUGUCGAUCAUAUGGCUACAGGGUUGAGUUCACUGGAGUUGGAAGACAUCCCUCUGAUGAGGAGAGUGUUGGAUUCUGCUCUCAGAUUGGCGUGUUUUACAAGGACACUUCCAGAUGUAGCAUGCUUCUAAGGAACGAGGCCUAUGAAGAUGUGCCAGUGUACAGCCUGCUUUAUAAAGUGGAGUACCCCAGUCUCUGCGACAACAACAUCCUCCACAGGACCUUGAUGAACGAAGUCCUUUACGCGGUGGAAUGUGUAAGACGGCAAUGGCUGGAAGCUUUGCAGAAGGAGAUAGGAGAUGUGCAAAGCAGUGAUGACUCAGCGAGCCGGGUUUCAGAAGAUGAUGGACAGGAACCCUACUGGCUUGGCGGUGACCUCUGUGUUCCUCUGGCCAGAGUGUUUUCAUUCCCAAAAGUGCGUGAGCUGAGUGGCAACAUGCAGCGCCUCCGGGGCAUCCUGCUGGAUGACUCGCGUGUUAGGCUGAUCGGUGACGUGAUGGUAUCACCUGCAAGUGAGGAGGAGCUCACUGACACAUGUGAAGGGGGGGCCUGCAGGGAUUACGGACCUGCUGAACAUGUGUCGCUUUAAGUGGGCUUUGAUGAGAACUGGUAUGAGUAAUUCUGAAGAAAUGUGAGUUGUGCCCCGAAACGGUGUCUGUUAAAUGAGCCAUUUUUACAGCCCAUAAUUGCAGCAGUUAGUGUAGCUGUUAAGGACAAGGACAUGUAAUGUGGUAAAGCAGCCUUGAGCGAGGUGCUUUAACUAGAAAUUACUUCACUGUAACAAAGUACCCAGCUGUGUCAGUGGGUCAGAGGCAGUAGCUCCUUUUGAAUGAAAAGCUAAGAAUUGCUUUAGUAUCACAAAAGUCAGGAGUUGAAGAGUUAACUUCAGCUGUUGUUUGAAUCAUUCUGUGUUAAAUAACUGACUCAAUACCACCUGUAAAACAUCUUUGAGCCACAACACCUCAUGAUACAUAGUGGUGUCACAUUUUGCAUUUUUCUGAAAAUAUGUGUCCAAGGAAAAGUGUUUUCUGGUACAAUUUGAAUUGGCUUGGAACCUGUUAAAUGAUCAGGAGAAGUUUAA
Molecule: messenger RNA, 1817 nt
Organism: Scleropages formosus (Asian bonytongue)
Lineage: Eukaryota; Metazoa; Chordata; Actinopteri; Osteoglossiformes; Osteoglossidae
Gene: henmt1
Product: HEN methyltransferase 1
Exons: 6
Coding region: 219-1325 (368 amino acids)
Biological process (GO): RNA methylation; piRNA processing; siRNA processing
Cellular component (GO): nucleus; cytoplasm
Molecular function (GO): RNA methyltransferase activity; O-methyltransferase activity
Source: RefSeq, a predicted model, not a curated record